Messenger RNA from Rhipicephalus sanguineus (brown dog tick), 416 nucleotides. Its product is annotated as ubiquitin-like modifier-activating enzyme 1. The coding region runs from base 42 to 416 and encodes 124 amino acids. Gene Ontology annotation, molecular function: ubiquitin-like modifier activating enzyme activity. The record is from RefSeq and is a predicted model, not a curated record. NCBI's taxonomy places the organism in Eukaryota, Metazoa, Arthropoda, Arachnida, Ixodida, Ixodidae. The transcript has 2 exons.
UUGGCAUUCCGCACAAUACCAACCGUGAGGCGAUCGCCUAAAUGCUCAAGGAAGUUGAAGUUCCAGCAUUCGAUCCCCAACCGAACCCAGUCCCGAACAACGCCGCCGACAACGCCAACAUUGCAGUGCCACAGAACGACUUAGAGCGCUUAGACGACCUACUGGACGAACUGCCGGAAAGGGAUGAGCUCGAGGAAGUGCACCUUGAGACGCUGGAUUUUGAGAAGGACGUUGAUGCAAACUUCCACAUGGACUUCAUCGUGGCGGCCUCAAACCUGCGUGCCGCCAACUACGACAUCGAGCCGGCCGACCGGCUCAAGAUCAAGCUCAUCGCGGGCAAGAUCAUACCGGCCAUUGCCACCACCACAUCGCUCGUCGCUGGUCUCGCCUGCCUCGAGUUGUACAAGGUGACGUAA